GCACUUCUCUUCUUCACCACUUCCACCAACCAGAGAAAAUACCCAUUAUUGUAAAAUCGUUUCUUGGGGUUCUACUGCUUCUGUUAUUCUUCUAUCGGGUGCUAGGAUCUUCUUCUUGUGAUCCAUUGAUAAAGAGACUUCUCCUGCUUUGGUUGUAGUAUUGAAUUCUUAAUGGGUGAUUCAGAAAAUACAGUUCCUCCUUCAAAAAAGAGGGUUGCUGGGAGAGAGCUCUCUCGGGAUAAUCCUGGUCUUGAUGAUGAGGAUGAGUCUCCUGAGCAAGAGACUGGGACAUUCAAGAGGGCCAGUGAUGAAGUUCUGGCAGCUAGAAGAAUUGUUAAGGUUCGCCGUCAACAACCUCCAGCAGCUGCCUCUUCCAAUCCUUUUGCUGCAAUCCGGUUAGUACCUCCCCCUACUGAAUCCAGUACAAAACCAGCUGAAGUUAUCACUGAAUCACAUCCUGGUGAGCAAAAAGUUUCAGAAGAAGCAGAAGUAACAAGUGAUGUGGGUACAGACACUGAAAAGGGGCUUGAAAUAACUGAGCCAAAACGAGAUCAGAAUGAUAAGCCGUCAGAAACCAGGAUUGAUGAACCGAAGGCCGAAUCUGAUACUGAUAAGAAGAAAAGUGGUCCAGUUGAUGAAGUAAGUAAACCUGAGAGUGGUGAGGAAAAGGAAGUUGUUGAUGAAACUGAGGAGGUAGAUAAAGAAGAGAAUGGUCAACCAAAUGCAGCUUCUCCUCUAAGUUCAUUUCAACAACUGUCAAGCAACCAAAAUGCUUUCACAGGUCUUGUUGGUACUGGAUUUUCCAGUUCGUCAUUCUCCUUUGGCUCAAUUCCAAAAGAUGGUUCUGGAGUUGGUUUUGGCUCUGGUUCUGGGUCUCUGUUUGGGCUUAAGAAUGACAAACCAUCUUCUUAUCCAUCCUUCAGUUUUGGUAGCUCUAACAAUGGGAGCCCUUCUGUCUUUAGAACCGGAGGGGAAUCCAGUGUUGCUAAGAGCGAGGGAGGUGGCCCCUCCUUGCAGGAGGUGCAGGUUGAGACAGGGGAAGAGAAUGAGAAGGCUGUUUUUUCUGCUGAUGCUGUGUUGUUCGAGUAUCUUGAUGGAGGUUGGAAGGAACGAGGAAAAGGAGAACUCAAAGUGAAUGUUUCAACGACUGGAACUGAAAAGGCCAGACUUAUUAUGAGAGCUAGGGGGAACUUACGGUUGAUCUUGAAUGCAAGUCUUUAUCCGGACAUGAAAUUCACAAAUAUGGACAAGAAGGGCAUUACUUUUGCUUGCAUAAAUAGCACAGGAGAAUGUAAGGAAGGGCUUUCCACAUUUGCAUUGAAGUUCAAGGAUGGUUCCAUUAUGGAAGAGUUCCGUGGAGAAGUUAUGGCGCACAAAUGUAAGAAGACUACAGUCCUGAAGACACCAGAGAAUUCUCCUAAGGCUUCGGAUGAUUAAAUGCUGAGAUAAUGCUAGAAGAAAUUGACUUCUUGUGUAAAACUGCACCCUGGGUAAUAGCUGCGGAAAUCCUCUUUCUUUUUGUUUAUGUAUUAGCAAUUUAUCAAGUCUUAUGCAGUUGAGAAUUUAUAGAGUCCUAUCCAAACUGGUUGUUCUUUGUCUGCAAUAUAGUCUUGGUCAGAAUGUUCCAUCUUUUCUGAUUAGAAGUUCUAGUUGAACUGCAUAACUUGCGGCUCCAAAGAUGUUGACUACUUCAUUGUAAUGCUUGAAAUUAUUUUAUAGAAGAGAUGUCUUUUUCUUUCUCCAGAAA
Molecule: messenger RNA, 1747 nt
Organism: Telopea speciosissima
Lineage: Eukaryota; Viridiplantae; Streptophyta; Magnoliopsida; Proteales; Proteaceae
Product: nuclear pore complex protein NUP50A
Exons: 2
Coding region: 172-1437 (421 amino acids)
Biological process (GO): intracellular transport
Cellular component (GO): cytoplasm; nuclear pore
Molecular function (GO): GTPase activator activity
Source: RefSeq, a predicted model, not a curated record